GUUUUCAUGGCAAUGUGACCGGCGACCCUCGUCAAACUUCUAAUAGGAGCUAUGCAUAUCUGUUCCUUCACCAUUAACCUUGACCGCGCAUGUCUGUCGAGCCACCGCACUACUAAGUCCGUUGAUCAGCGCGUUACAAUUUCCCAGUUAUCUCCGCCAUCCGGCCAUCCGUCCAUAUUGGCCGCUAAUAGUACAGUCGGGAGCAAUAGUAAGCCCUGAAUAUCUAUCGCGCAAUUGGUAGCCCCCUACUAGCCGCGCGCCCAGCAGUAUGUUGGCUGCGGCGGUCGUCGGUCGGGCCCAGCCUCAUCCCCGCAUGGCAUGCUAGGCCCCGGUGGCGCCGGAGUCCCUGCAAGUUUGUUCCUGCGGUAGCGGUCGGGUCUGCGCAGCAACAGGGGACACGCCCGGCCGCCCGGGAUUGCACCGAUGCACCGUGCUACCCUGCGCAGCACUUGAGAGAUAUUUGCAGCAUGGCGCGUCCCUGCCUCCUCCACCCGACAGCCCAUCCCAGCUACCGUUCUGGCGCCACUCUUAUUUCCAGUGGGAGCCAGUGGAAGCCUCUGCCGCUUUUUGCGGUGACGGAGGCUAACGUUACAUUACCCACUCUGCCAGCCCUGCUCACGCUGUGCUGGCGCCCCAUGAAACGCUGGCUGCAACAACAGCUUCAGGCCAACGCUCCCCAGGCCCUUGCAAUGGGCGCAAGUCCAAACCAGGGGCACCCCUGGUCCACGUCAUUCAAAUGCGCAGACAACGCUGAUUCUUGGAGGAAGGGAGAUGGAGGGCAGCAGCUGGGCAUGGCACCCCUCUAAGACUUGGAGCGAUACGGUCGAGAUACAGUAUACACUUGUAAACGAGUCCAUGGUGUGCACGCACCCGCUGCUUCGGGGAGGGGCUAUACCCCUCGCAUAAGCACGAGGCGAGUCGACGCUAAGUGCAGGUUUGCCCGUGUUUGCCUGAAUUCCCACUAGCAACCACUACGCACUAGCCGACUAGCUCUCGUCCAAUGGGUAGCAGCCUGCUUGGAAGCAGGCAAGCAGCCCGUGCAGGCCCGUGGACCUAUUGACCCUGGCUGGGCAGUCGGGGUCACCGGGGUUCGAGGGUUUUGAUCUGUGUGCAGCAGGAAACGGCACUACGGUUGGUGAUUUAGAUUAUUUGUACGAGUAUGAAUAGCUGUGCAUGCUGUGCCCUUGCGCAUCUGUAAAUGGUGGCGAGC
This is a messenger RNA of Chlamydomonas reinhardtii, 1210 nucleotides long. RefSeq lists its product as uncharacterized. Bases 468 to 806 code for a protein of 112 amino acids. Lineage: Eukaryota; Viridiplantae; Chlorophyta; Chlorophyceae; Chlamydomonadales; Chlamydomonadaceae. The transcript is spliced from 2 exons. The record is from RefSeq and is a predicted model, not a curated record.